CACCACUCUCCUGCUCAGAGCCAACGUUCGUCGACACGAAACUCAGGGCCUCAGCUGCUCCCGCGACCUCUCGAAUCUACCCAACCCUCUCUCUACAGUGCCGCCCGACCAUCGCCACCACCAGCUCCAUCCGUUCCUUGCGCGUCCUUCCCCGGUUAGUCAUCAAUAUCGCCAACGAUAUACUGACCUUCCCGGCCAGGAACCGACUCGUUCGAGAAGAGCAUCGAACCGGUAUCAAGUCAACUAUACUGCUACGGACUCUGCAGACCCAAGUCGCAGCAUCAGAUCACCCUCUCCGUUCUCUGCAAGGCUGUCGACAGUUUCCGCGACGGAUUCGGAUAAGGCGGAGGAUGAAAGGAACGAACGUCCCAUGGGUGUAAUCCGGAAAAAGACCGCCACACGCGGUACGGAAGGCGGAACUAAAUACCAUUGCGACGUCUGCUCUGUUGAUAUAACCUCUACGGUGCGGAUAUCAUGCGCGCAUCCUUCCUGUCCUGAAUACGACUUGUGCGUUCCCUGCUUUGCAGCUGGGGAAAGUUCCAAAAACCACGAUCCUCGCACUCACCCAUUUCACGUUAUUGAGCAAAACUCGGUGCCUAUCUAUACAGAGGAUUGGGGCGCCGAUGAAGAGCUCUUGUUGUUGGAAGGGGCCGAGAUCUAUGGGUUAGGAUCAUGGGCCGAUAUCGCAGAUCAUAUUGGUGGUUUCCGCACCAAGGAAGAAGUGCGCGAUCACUAUAUUGAAACCUACAUCGAGAGCCCGAACUUUCCUUUGGCUGCCCGUGCGGAUCCCGAAGACAAAACAUUGCAGGAACUUAUCUCGAAGGAGGAAUUCCAGUCGCGGAAAAAGCGACGAAUCGAAGAACGCAAAGAAGCCGCCAAAGCUGCACCGCCGGCUACACCGAAACAGAAACCUACUGCCAGUGUUCCAUCAUGUCACGAAGUUCAAGGCUAUAUGCCUGGUCGUCUCGAGUUCGAAACCGAGUUUUGUAACGAGGCCGAAGAAGCCGUUCAGCACAUGCAAUUUGAACCUGGUAAUGGCAUCAAUGCCAAUGGCGAGAUGGAGCCAGAGAUGGAAUUGAAGAUGACUGUGAUGGAAAUCUAUGGCUCGCGUUUGACUCAACGAACAGAGAGGAAAAAGAUCUUAUUCGCACACAAUCUACUUGAAUACCGUAAAAACAUUGCCCAGGAGAAGAAGAGGACGAAAGAAGAGAAGGAGUUGAUGAAUAAAGCGAAGCCUUUUGCUCGGAUGAUGAAUCACGAUGACUUUGAAGAGUUCUGCAAGGGCAUUGAAUACGAGCACAACUUGCGACUAGCAAUAUCGCAACUUCAAGAAUGGCGGCAGUAUGGGAUUACAGACCUCAAAAGUGGCGAGAAAUACGAGCAAGAGAAGCAACAGCGAGCCCAGCGCGCCGUCCCUCAAGGAUCAUUUGAUCGAUUUGCUAGCGCCCGUCCAACGAAACAAGUCCAACAACCAGAAGGCCCAUCACAAGCCAGUCUAUUAACCACCCCAGAACUGCCAAUGCGGUUCCAAAAAGCCGCAAAACCUGCUGGCCCCGAUCCAAACGUCCCACUCAACGACUUUGACCGCGCCUUUGCAGCCAACGGCGACGUCAUCGACACGCCUCAACCAGCCGCCAAAUCGAAAUAUGUCGUGCAGCCGCUGAGCGGCGUUGUGCCGUGGAAGCUCGAAAGCGACGGCGCGCCAGACUUGCACUUGUUGACCAAAGAGGAAGUCGAACUGUGCAAUGCGUUACACGUGCAACCCAAGCCAUACCUCGUUAUCAAGGAGACAUUACUGAAGGAAGCCAUGAAACAAAACGGUAGUUUGAAGAAAAAGGAUGCCCGGACUAUUUGCAAGAUCGACGUCGCAAAAGCUGGCCGCAUCUUUGAUUUUAUGGUGCACAGUGGAUGGAUCAUGAAGGCAUGAAUGAACCUAGAUACGCAGUGAAAUUAUGCCGAUCAUGCAAAUCUAUUAUGAUAAUCAACCACUGGCUCUUCUACUAGUACCUUUUUUCAGCUUUCUGUUUUCUUUUCUUGGCGCUUGGUGGUUGGUUCUGGACUGGACUUAGGGCUUGGAGUGGCUGGAUGAAUGUUUGAGAUGAAAUGAUAUAAACCGAUUUUACUAUGAAUAGGCUACUGGCUAGAUUACUAAGUAUCAUCUAUAUUUUUUUA
Talaromyces proteolyticus is the source of this 2172-nucleotide messenger RNA. Its product is annotated as putative SAGA complex subunit. NCBI's taxonomy places the organism in Eukaryota, Fungi, Ascomycota, Eurotiomycetes, Eurotiales, Trichocomaceae. Gene Ontology annotation, biological process: chromatin remodeling; regulation of transcription by RNA polymerase II. The record is from RefSeq and is a predicted model, not a curated record. The coding region runs from base 371 to 1927 and encodes 518 amino acids. Gene Ontology annotation, cellular component: SAGA-type complex; nucleus. Gene Ontology annotation, molecular function: protein binding; chromatin binding; transcription coactivator activity. The transcript has 3 exons.